Molecule: messenger RNA, 1886 nt
Organism: Cicer arietinum (chickpea)
Lineage: Eukaryota; Viridiplantae; Streptophyta; Magnoliopsida; Fabales; Fabaceae
Source: RefSeq, a predicted model, not a curated record
ACAACAUGUUUGAUGAAUGCACUAAAUUAAAAAGAGACAAGAAUUAGUAAUAUAUAGAUAGAAGAAGAACAACAACAACAAGAAGUAAUUAAUAAUAAUUAAGAUGGGUCACCAUUCUUGCUGCAAUCAACAGAAGGUUAAGAGAGGGCUUUGGUCUCCUGAGGAAGAUGAGAAACUCAUUAGAUAUAUUACUACUCAUGGAUAUGGUUGUUGGAGUGAAGUUCCAGAGAAAGCUGGGCUUCAAAGGUGUGGUAAGAGUUGUCGUUUGAGAUGGAUUAAUUAUUUGAGGCCUGAUAUUAGAAGAGGAAGGUUUACACCUGAAGAGGAGAAGUUAAUUAUAAGCCUUCAUGGGGUUGUUGGAAACAGAUGGGCUCACAUUGCAAGCCACUUGCCUGGUAGAACUGACAAUGAAAUAAAAAACUAUUGGAAUUCAUGGAUCAAAAAGAAAAUAAGAAAAUCUAAUUCUAAUUCUGCUCCUUCAUCAAUCACCAGUACCGUUAAUGCACCAAGUACUGUUGAUCAUCAUCAUCCUCAUUUCAAUUAUAAUUCCAACCAACUAGAUAAUUACUUCACCAACCAAGAAACUAUAACAACAAAACCAGAAACCUUAUUCUCUUCAACAUGCCCUUUAUUUAUGUUUGACACAAGCUCACUAGAUCAUGUGACAACAACAACAACAGACACCAUUCAUAAUGCAAGACCAGAAGUACUCUUCCAUGAUACUAUGAUGAGUUUGAGCUCUGAAACAUGGAACAUGAAUCACCACCAUCAUCAUCAUCAAAUUCAGACCCUGAUUCCUCCUCAUUCUGCAGCAACAGGUUUUACAGCAGCUGCAGCCAUUCAUCAUGAUACUAGUAAUUAUCUUCCACCAUUAAUAGAGAAUGUGGAAAACUUUGUGCCAAUUCAUCAUGAAGUGCAGUCAUGUAAUAUGGAUCAUGAAGAAGGAGAUGUGACAUUGGAGUCUUUGCAGAGACAAGAGUUGAAUGAAUGGGUGGAAACUCAACAACAAUGUCCUAACUUUAUUUUCUGGGAGAGUGCUGAAGAAGAGCAAGUACUACCACCAAACUCAUCAUCGUCAAAUAUGGGAAUUACAAAUUCACUCUCUCCCUUUCCUUCUUCUUAUAUUGCAACCAUGAUCAUUUCAGAGAAAAACCGUAGAGAGAUCUGCAAGUACCUCUUCCAAGAGGGAGUUUGCUAUGCCAAGAAGGACUUCAAUCUCGCAAAGCACCCAGAGAUUGAUGUGCCUAAUCUCCAAGUGAUUAAGCUGAUGCAAAGUUUCAAAUCAAGAGAAUAUGUUAGGGAAACUUUUGCUUGGAUGCAUUAUUACUGGUUCCUCACCAAUGAUGGAAUUGAGUUCCUUAGGACUUACCUCAAUCUUCCAUCUGAGAUUGUUCCAGCCACUUUGAAGAAACAGGCUAAGCCAGCUGGAAGGCCAUUCGGUGGUCCACCUGGUGAUCGCCCAAGGGGCCCACCUAGAUUCGAGGGAGAAAGGAGGUUUGGUGGUGAUCGCGAUGGAUACCGUGGAGGUCCCCGAGGACCUGCUGGUGAAUUUGGAGGAGACAAGGGUGGAGCUCCAGCUGACUACAGACCUUCUUUUGGGGGUCCUGGUGGUAGACCUGGUUUUGGACGUGGUGCUGGUAGUUUUGGAGCACCAACUAGUUCAAAUGCUCCUUAAUUGUAAUGGUUUCUGCUCUAGCUUAUGCAGUUUUGGCUGUGAUUAGAGUUUAUAGUAUUUCCCCUCUACUAAAAGUUGUUUGAUUAUUAAUUUGAAUAUUCAGUUAUUUAUGCAAUGACGAUUUUGAAUUACGAGUGUUUUUGCUUUAAGCUGAUAUUUUGUUUAUGUCUGGAUGGUGAUGGUAAAAUUGGAUGUUCUAAAGAUCUUUGUU